Eucalyptus grandis is the source of this 1000-nucleotide messenger RNA. Its product is annotated as metalloendoproteinase 3-MMP. The annotation marks the transcript as partial. Gene Ontology annotation, cellular component: extracellular matrix. The transcript has a single exon. Gene Ontology annotation, biological process: collagen catabolic process; extracellular matrix organization; proteolysis. NCBI's taxonomy places the organism in Eukaryota, Viridiplantae, Streptophyta, Magnoliopsida, Myrtales, Myrtaceae. The record is from RefSeq and is a predicted model, not a curated record. Gene Ontology annotation, molecular function: zinc ion binding; metalloendopeptidase activity.
AAAAACCCCUUUGAGUUCAUCAAGCAUCUCCAAGGAUGUCACAAAGGGGACAAGGUCAAGGGCCUCCAGGAGCUCAAGCAAUACCUCGAAAAAUUUGGGUACUUAAACUAUAACCAAUCCAACCUCCAAGGCCACGCCGACGAUGAGGACUUUGAUGAGCUUUUGGAGUCCGCCGUCAAGACCUACCAACUAAACUACCACAUGAAGGUCACCGGGAACUUAGAUUCCCAAACGGUGGCUAUGAUGACGACGCCUCGGUGUGGCGUGGCGGACAUCGUCAACGGCACCUCGCGGAUGCGGUCCGGCAAGAGAACGACCCACCACGGCUCGAAUAAAUUCCACACCGUUGGCCACUUCACUUUCUUCGAUGGAAGUCCCAAAUGGCCAUCCUCAAAGUACCACCUCACCUAUGCCUUAGAUCCUGGGACCCAGGACGACGUGUUAGGCCCCGUCUCGCGGGCUUUCAAGACGUGGGCUUCUGCAACGCACUUCACAUUCUCCCAAUCCCAAAACUAUGAGUCCGCGGACAUCAAGAUUGCGUUUGCGAGGAGGGACCAUGGCGACGGCGCCCCAUUCGACGGCCCCAGUGGAGUCAUAGCCCACGCGUUUCAACCGACCAUCGGUGUGUUCCACUACGACGGGGACGAGCCGUGGUCCGUGGUUCCUUCCUACGACUUGGAGACCGUGGCUUUGCAUGAGAUCGGCCAUCUUCUUGGGUUAGGGCAUAGCUCAGUCGCGGGUGCCAUAAUGUAUCCCAGCAUAAGUCCCGGAGUCAGCAAGGGCUUGCAUGGCGAUGAUGUUCAGGGAAUCAAAACCUUGUACGGCGUUUGACUAGGUUACAGUAUAUAUUCUAUCUUUCACUUGAGCAUAUUAAGUGGAGGAUGUUUAGGCUCUGAACGUUACUAAAAUAAUUGACUUGGCUAAGUCACGCGUGUUUUUUAGGCCAUUACGAGGGUGUAAACUCAACAAUUAAUCAUAAUGUCGUCAAUCAUUACAUCAA